Leptopilina boulardi is the source of this 430-nucleotide messenger RNA. RefSeq lists its product as uncharacterized. Lineage: Eukaryota; Metazoa; Arthropoda; Insecta; Hymenoptera; Figitidae. The coding region runs from base 61 to 402 and encodes 113 amino acids. The record is from RefSeq and is a predicted model, not a curated record. The transcript is spliced from 4 exons.
CUAUGUUAUUUGAAAGCGCAGCAUGCGACAUCCCUUUACAAUAGAGUAAAGUGGAUAUCAAUGGGAUAUUGGGAGGAUAACCAGCACCAAUAUCUCUACAUAAAUGACUGCGAAGUUACAAAUGGAGAGGUUAAAUUUAUAACUCUUGAAGAUUGUAAUAAUAUAUUAAAAGUAGUUAAAAUGCUGCAACAAGGAGAUUGUAUGUUGCCCGGAAAUAAUGAUAUAUCUCUCAGAAAAAUUCGGAGUAUAAUUAGCCAAGUUUUUCGAAAUAUUAGAAAUUCUAUGAACCAGAGUGUGUCUAGCGCAGAAGACGACAGAACCGAAGUUGACGAAAUAGAAGAGGUUGACCAUGCUGUUAAUCGUAUGCUUGCUCCUGACAGGAUGUCUACUAACAACCAAUAGCCAAUAUUUCUCUAAUACAGAAUUCAAU